AUGGUUCGGACAAAGGCAGACAGCGUCCCUAGCACAUACAGAAAAGCUGUUGCUGCAUCGGCGCCCAGGAAGUCUCUUGGAGCUUCAAGUUCUUCAAAUUCACCGAAUAAUUCUCAAGCAGGGACCCCAGCCAAAAAUAAGUAUGCUGGGGGCAAUCCAGUUUGCCCACGCCCUACCCCUUCCUGGCAGAAAGGCAUUGGAGAUUUCUUUGGUGGACCCAGUAGGAAGCCUGAGAAGGAGAAUCAGUGCCCAGUCUCUGAUGAGGAAGAGGCUGGAGGCAGUGGUUUGUCAAUGGCUCCACGGAAAUCUAGACCAUUGCCUGAAGACGAAGAUGAUGACUGA
Molecule: messenger RNA, 342 nt
Organism: Chanos chanos (milkfish)
Lineage: Eukaryota; Metazoa; Chordata; Actinopteri; Gonorynchiformes; Chanidae
Gene: pclaf
Product: PCNA clamp associated factor
Exons: 4
Coding region: 1-342 (113 amino acids)
Biological process (GO): translesion synthesis; regulation of cell cycle
Cellular component (GO): nucleus
Molecular function (GO): chromatin binding
Source: RefSeq, a predicted model, not a curated record